Diorhabda sublineata is the source of this 420-nucleotide messenger RNA. RefSeq names its product probable NADH dehydrogenase [ubiquinone] 1 alpha subcomplex subunit 12. Lineage: Eukaryota; Metazoa; Arthropoda; Insecta; Coleoptera; Chrysomelidae. The transcript is spliced from 3 exons. The coding region runs from base 1 to 420 and encodes 139 amino acids. Gene Ontology annotation, biological process: response to oxidative stress; mitochondrial respiratory chain complex I assembly. The record is from RefSeq and is a predicted model, not a curated record. Gene Ontology annotation, cellular component: membrane.
AUGGCAAAGUAUUUUGGUAUUGAUCGUGUAUUCACUUUCUUGAAAACCAUCAUGGAAGCAGGAGGUAUUAGAGCUUCCAUCUAUAAAAUCUACAGGAUGGAUAGCUUACGACCAGGAAAGCUUGUUGGUGUCGAUAAAUAUGGAAACAAAUAUUAUGAAAAUCCGAGCUAUUUUUAUGGUAGAAAUAGAUGGGUUGAAUAUGCUCCCUAUUAUGCAUUAGAAUAUGAUGGAAGUCAGGUACCAGCUGAAUGGUUUGGAUGGUUACAUUAUAAAACUGAUUUAAAACCAAAUGAAGACCCGUCUCGACCUAAGUAUAAAUGGAUGGUAGACCAUACAGAAAAUUUAAGUGGAACCCCAGGACAGUAUAUGCCUUAUUCCACCACGAGACCUAGGAUUGAAGCUUGGGUGCCGCCCAAAUAA